Mollisia scopiformis is the source of this 746-nucleotide messenger RNA. RefSeq lists its product as uncharacterized. The record is from RefSeq and is a predicted model, not a curated record. The coding region runs from base 297 to 746 and encodes 149 amino acids. Lineage: Eukaryota; Fungi; Ascomycota; Leotiomycetes; Helotiales; Mollisiaceae. The transcript is spliced from 2 exons.
CUCGGCAACCUUCUCUGAUCUCUUCCUUCUGAUAUGUCACGAUCUGCAGUGACAAGAUAUAUGGGGUACCGAUAAGCUUGAUUGCUCCGCCAAACAAGACAAGGAUCGCUCUCGUUCCCAACCACAGAUUCCCAUAUGGAUAUGAUGUUGUGCAUCACCACUACCAAAAACAGAUCUGACACUUCCGGACCGUCCCACGUAUACUUAGACCCAGCUUUAUAUCUACCCCAGACUCUGUUUUCAAGUCCUCUCAUCUUCCACCAACUCCCCCCUCUCCACCUCACCCCACCCCGAAAAUGAAACAACUAAUCGGCGUCUGGAAACUCCUCUUCAUAACCCAACCAAACAACGAGCCCGCAGAUACCAACCUCACCGGCCGCAUAAUCUUCAACGACCAAGGCUACAUGAACGCCCUGAUCCGCUCCGGCGCCGCUGUCCCGCUUCCCGACUCCGUAGACUGGGAUACCGCCACCGAUGCCCAGAUCGCUGCCAUCACGCGGCGCAUCGUGGCGUAUUCGGGGCAGUACGAGGUAAGGAAUGAGAGUGGGCAGCUGUUUACGCAUACCACGCUCGAUGUGUCCCUAGAUCCUAGUUGGAUGGAGGAGGUGCAGGUUAGGCAUGCGGCUUUUAGUAACGGGACGGAUGGGAAGAGUGUUUUGACGUUGAUUCCGGUUGAGAAUGGGAAGUUGGCGGAUCAGAGUUUGGUGUGGGAGAAGUUGGAUCUUCCAACGUUGACUAUGAUUUGA